Molecule: messenger RNA, 1086 nt
Organism: Penaeus vannamei (Pacific white shrimp)
Lineage: Eukaryota; Metazoa; Arthropoda; Malacostraca; Decapoda; Penaeidae
Source: RefSeq, a predicted model, not a curated record
ACUGCCGUUCACAAGCCUCACUCUUGCACGAGCUUUUGUGCCUUAAACAUGAGCGCGACAACAGUGUUCCUUUUUGCAGCCCUUUGCGUUUCCGCCGUGGCUGAGGUGCCCCUCUGGGAACUUACCCCGAUUCCUCCAGUCGAGGUCUCUGGUGAAGGACCUCCUCCUCCUGAGUCUUCUGAAGGACCUCCUCUUUCUGACCAGCGCAUCGUGGGAGGCUAUGAGGCAGAGCCGUACAAGCGCGGGUACCAGGUUUUGUUUAGAACAAGUGGAAGUUAUUGUGGUGGUGUUGUCUUUAGUGAACUGUUUGUCCUGACAGCUGCCCACUGCAUACCAGGCAAGAAUAGGCGAAUGACUGUAACUGUGGGCAUACACGAUCUAAAGGUGAAGGAGAGCUUUACCCAGGUGAUUCCCGUUGCAAAAGCAUUCCUUCAUCCGGACUAUCACGGUGGAUUCGGAGGCAUAACCAAUGACAUUGCUGUCCUGAAACUGGAACAGAAAAUUAAAAUGACUGAUAAAGUUUUUCCUAUCAAAUUGCCGACUCAUCCAGUGAAAGCAGAUACGCCUGUGGUGGUCACCGGUUGGGGAAGAACCAUGUCGGAAACUAAAAAAAACUACUCUACAAGAGAUAGUUACCCGGACCAUCACUGUUCAGAAAUGCAGGAGACUUUUCGGUUCGUGGACGAAACCAUAAUCUGCACACGUGCGACGAAUGUUAGCCCCUGUAAUGGCGACUCAGGGGGUCCAGCGAUGCACGAAGGCUAUCUUGUGGGCCUCGUUUCCUUCGGCAGGAGGGGUUGUAAAACAACACCCCUCAAGGAUUUACUAGUGUUUAUCAUCACCUCAAAUGGAUCGAGCGCGCAAUGCACCCUAAUUACACGGAUCCCAAUGGAUGCGACAUUAUCAUGUGGAUUUGUUGAUCUUUCCGUUUGCUCCAUGAAUGUCGGAUGCACUGUAGUCAUCGCAAACACUGAACAAGACCAACACUUUGGCAAAAUCCUGAAGCUACAGUUCUGGAAUCAUAUUUCGGUACGUUUGUUGGGUCCGUCUUUCGUAUAUCUAGCGGCCAUUAUCAUGCAAACAUAG